Molecule: messenger RNA, 660 nt
Organism: Metschnikowia bicuspidata var. bicuspidata NRRL YB-4993
Lineage: Eukaryota; Fungi; Ascomycota; Pichiomycetes; Serinales; Metschnikowiaceae
Gene: VTI1
Product: v-SNARE protein
Exons: 1
Coding region: 1-660 (219 amino acids)
Biological process (GO): intra-Golgi vesicle-mediated transport; macroautophagy; vesicle fusion with Golgi apparatus
Cellular component (GO): endoplasmic reticulum membrane; Golgi apparatus; SNARE complex
Molecular function (GO): SNAP receptor activity; SNARE binding
Source: RefSeq, a predicted model, not a curated record
AUGGCGGAACUUCUUGAAACAUACGAGUCCGACUUCCAGUUGGCGCUCCAGGAAGCGCAGCUGAAAUUCUCCACGGUUGGCCGCGAGCCUGCUCAGCGCCGCGCCGCGUUGCAGGCUAUCGAACAUGCCACCGACGAGGCGCUCGAGAUCUUGGACCAGAUGAAUGUCGAGGUGCAGAAUUUGCCCGCCAGCCAGCGGCUGGCCCAAAACGCCAAGAUCCGGCAGCACCGUGGCGAGGUCGAUGCCACAAAAUCGAAGUUGCGCCAGCUUCUAGACGAGGAGGACCGCGGCGCCUUGUUUGGGCUGCGGUACACAGACGAGGAGGCCAGCGUGGGCGGCACGGGCGGGGACAAUCAGAGAAAAACGCUUUUGAGCAACAACGCGUCGCUUGAGCGGACCUCGGACCGGCUCCGGGAAAGUCAGCAGAUCGCGUACGAGACCGAGAACAUUGGGGGCAACAUCCUCAACGACUUGCGUGCGCAGCGGGAGCAGAUUGUCAAUCUGCGGAACACGUUGGGUGCCGCCGACAACUACGUGGACAAGUCUGUGCAGACGCUCAAGUCGAUGCUGCGGCGCAUCACGGCCAACAAGUACAUCAGCUAUGCGAUCAUCGCGGUGUUGGUUCUUCUAAUAUUGCUUGUGCUCGCCAGCAAGUUUUGA